Messenger RNA from Fusarium vanettenii 77-13-4, 1396 nucleotides. RefSeq lists its product as uncharacterized. Lineage: Eukaryota; Fungi; Ascomycota; Sordariomycetes; Hypocreales; Nectriaceae. The coding region runs from base 465 to 1145 and encodes 226 amino acids. The transcript is spliced from 2 exons. The record is from RefSeq and is a predicted model, not a curated record.
CUGAAAUCAAGGCUGCGUAGGUUAUAACCCAUCGACUGACCGCCGAAAAGACGCCAAGCCUCGUGGAGCAGGGAUCAUUGGCAGCUGGCUCGAACCACUCACCACCAUUAAAGCCAGCAUCAGGGAAGGGGGCAACUUUGCAAACGAACUGAGUGGACUCUCUUUCGGGUUCCUGUCGCCUCUAUUUUUCCGUCUCGUGGAGAUCCAUUCCAUCUUCUCUCCCCAAACCAUGCUGCACCGAUGACAUCCAUCCCGUCUCUCAGCCGCUCGCUGCUUUUUUUGAUCCCAAAGUUCCGGACUGUUUAUUCCCGUCGCAAAUCUUUAAACCCCCGUUCCGUUGAAAUCUGAGUGGCUUCAAUUCCAUUUCACCCCCUCGAUUAGCCUACUCUCACCAAACAACAACAAACUUGAAUCGAAACACUCACGUUCUCAUCAUCGCGCACAACGCGCGCAAACCUCCAUCCAUGAAGGUCAUCGUGACGGGUGCCACCGGCUUGGUGGGCAGGGAGAUUGUUCAGCAGUGUCUCGCCGACCCUCGCAUCAACAAGGUCGUCAUCCUCACUCGGAGGGCCGUGUCCAUGGACAUUGAGAGCCACCCCAAGGCCGACGUUGUCAUGCUUCAGGACUUUUCGCGUUACUCGGAUGAUCUUUUGAGCCGCCUCGAGGGCUCUUCUGCCUGUCUAUGGGCCAUUGGAGGUCGUCCAGAUCAGCUCAACAACGACAAGGCAUCUCUUCACCACGUCAACGUCGAGCUACCUCUCGCCACCGCCAAGGCCAUGAGUGAGCGCAUCGCCGCCAAGCUACCCCCAGGGCAAAAGUUCAGCUUUGUAUUCUGCAGCAACAAGAGCGUCGAUCGGCACUCUUCAAAGCCGCUGCUCUUCCUAGGAGACCCGCGGAAACCACGGACUGAGGCGGAAAAGGCCCUCUGCGAGGUGGCCGACUCUCACCCGGAUGUGUUUAACACCUGGAUCCUGCGGCCGGCUGCCAUCACCACGGGCGAUGCUGCUCCGAAGAAGCGGAGGCUUGUUGGAAGCCGGUCCAGUAAUGGUGUUGAAGUGCCACAGAUGGCAAAGGCCUAUGUCAAGGUGGCCUGCGAGGGCUGGAAGGACCGCAUCGUCGAUAAUGAUGCCCUGCUCAAGAUGUAAAAAGAAAGGUUAGCUUCUUCCCUGUACCCAUGUAACUUAGUCUACUACUGUACCGUCCCUGUUUUUGUACAAUGAGCGUUGGAGUCUAUUGUUUGGGGGGCUUCUUUUAAUGUGGACUCGUUCGAGGAUGGAUCCUUGUACAGAUCCAAGAGAGACGAGUUUUCUUUUGUGGGAAGAGUCGAGGGUUCUUGUAUUAUCACGGCCGCUUUGAUGAUUACCCAAGUUUUUUUAUUACAAGAGCUUCUUUAUUG